CUCGGCCGGUGUGCGGUUCGUUUGUUCGUCGAUUGACGCUCGCAUAAAUUUAAAAACGACUUCUGUCAGUUUCCCUCAUACAUUUUCCUCAUAUUUACGUAUAGUUUCAAUUCAAUAAUCGAUCAUUUGUAUCACAGUGUUCAGAUGUGCGCGUAUACGACGAAGAAUCGAUAUCGAAGUUUUACGUCGUUCGAGUUUCGAUCGCGACAAAGAUCGUAAAGAGCUCGAAAGAAACGCCAUCGUCAGUGGGAACGAGGCAAACAAAGGAGAGAGAGAGUGAGGAAAAGAGAGAGAAAGUUAAAAAAGUGCAUGUGUGCGUGAAGCGACGACGGGUUUGCGCGCAUACGGGUGCAGUAGUCUUCUUGACAGUGUAGAAUCAACAAGUGUGUACGAAGCGUCAUUGUCGCGCCUUGUGCGCGCGCGAUCCUAACCUCAUCGUCGAGAUCGGUUCGGUUAAAUCGUUCGCGAUCUUUGCUGUUCUCGGUGUUCACGCUUUCGUUGCUGCAAGCUGCGAAAGCUUGCGAGUUGUGGUAGUUUUAAUCGAUGUGAUAUCGUGCUUUUUCUUUUACGUGCCCUUGGAUAUAUUGUUACGUCGGCGAGCUCCGGUGACUGCGUCUACAACGUCUCAAGAUGGAAGUCGUUUACAUAGAUGAACGAGAAGAUGUACAGAAAAAAACGUUUGCAAAAUGGAUAAAUUCGCAGCUACUCAAGAAUCAUCACGAACCGAUUACCGAUUUAUUUGUCGACCUCAGAGAUGGCAAUCGACUCUUAUCCCUUCUGGAGGUACUCACAUCGAAAGUUUACAAAAGAGAACGCGGUCGAAUGAGAGUUCACCACCUGAAUAAUGUUAACAAAGCCUUGCAAAUUCUCGAACAGAAUAAUGUGAAACUCGUAAAUAUUAGCAGUAACGAUAUUGUUGACGGUAAUCCUAAGCUAACACUCGGAUUAGUAUGGAGUAUCAUUCUACACUGGCAGGUUCAUUAUCAUCUGAAGGAUUUAAUGACAGAAUUACAGCAGACAAAUUUGGAAAAAACACUUUUAGCAUGGUGUCGUCAGAAUUCGCAGAAUUACCCUGGAGUUGAUAUUAAAAAUUUCACCACAUCCUGGUCGGAUGGUUUAGCGUUUAACGCGAUUCUUCAUAAAUGGAAACCACAUUUAUUUGAUUUUAAUAACAUUGCGCGCAAACAUCCGAAUGCUAGGCUAGAUCAUGCGUUUCGCAUCGCUCAGGAACAGUUGGGUAUCGAACGACUGUUGGAUCCAGAAGAUGUGAACACAUCGGUGCCAGACAAGAAGUCAAUAAUGAUGUACGUUAUGUGUCUCUUCCAAUCGUUACCUCAUUCCGGAGAUGACAUAGGCGAGUUAGAUCUUUCAGUAGCGAGCGAUGGUAGCCCGGUUACAACGCCAGGAGCGGAGAAUCCAUUAUCGUUUACAAAUUUUGGAACACCGACUUCGAGACCUAUGAGUCUAGCAACGAACGUGUCCGUGGAACUUGGUGGUUAUCAAGUUGCCCUGGAAGAGGUUUUGACCUGGCUUCUCGAGGCAGAAGAUAAAUUAAAUCACGCUCCAGAACCUGGAUCUAGUUUGGAAGUAUUAAAGCAACAGUUUCAUGAACACGAAACAUUCCUGAUGGAGUUAUCCGGGCACCAGGACGGUGUCGGUGCUGUGCUGGAGGAAGGUGCGAGGUUAUUAGCAGAAGGGGGUUUGCACAAGGAUGAAGAGCACGAAGUUCGGGUUCAAAUGUCGUUAUUAAAUUCUCGAUGGGAAGGACUUCGGAUGCGUGCUAUGGAAAGACAAACUAAAAUUCAUGAGGUUCUCAUGCAAAUGCAACAAGGCCAGUUGGACGCACUACGACAAUGGUUAACCAGUACUGAAAAUAGGAUUUCACUAAUGGCGGCUACUGAAUUGACUCAGUCUGCUUUAGACGAACAAUUGAAGCAAUUAAAUGAACUAGAACAAGAUAUUGAGGCACAACAAGGAAUUGUCGAUGGUAUGAGAAACAUGGUGGUUGUCGUAGAUGAAGAAAAUUCCGAAGCGGUUUAUGCUCAAAUGGAAGAUCAGUUAUCUGCUCUUGGAGAACGGUGGACGCAUAUUUGUCAGUGGAAAGAAGAACGAAGACAACGUUUACAGUCCCUCUCUUCUCUUUGGCAAAAUAUUAAUGACGAUUACAAAAGAUUAGUGUCUUGGCUAAACGAGACUGAAAUCACGUUAAAACAAAUGGAGGCAAAUCCAGCAUCUGAGAUCGGUGAGGUACUGGAACGGAUUAAGAGGUUGCAAAUUUUGAAGAUGGAAAUGGAUGCGAAUCAGAGAAAACUAACAUCUUUGCAAGAAUCUGUUCAAGAAUUGGAGGGGCAAAGUACCUCACCAGAAUGUGUUACCAUAUUGGAAAAAUUAGAAAAUCUGCAGGAUCAAUGGGAAGCCAUAGGACAAAUAAUGGAAGUACAGACUCAAAGAAUUACCAGUUCAGGAUUCGAGUUUGACUUGAAAUCAGAAAGGGAAACAACUGUGAUCUCAGGAAAUGAGUGGAUGUCCGAAACAGUAACUAGUAUUGCUUACAAAGAAGAGAUUACCGCAACAUCGACACCGCAUAGUGAUUCAAAGAAACGUCGAGUGGAUAGCACAAUCAGGCACGAAUUUGAGUCUGCCUUGCACAAUCUCUAUAAAUGGAUCGAUUAUGUUGAUUUAGAAAUUGGACGGUCUGAGGGAGUGUUCGAUGAAUUAAGCGUUGAAGAGAAGAAGGUAGUAUAUAAUGACACAAUAGCUGACAUAGAAUCGCACAAAGAUGAGUACAAUAGAGUCUUAGAAUUGGGGAAACAACUUCUCGAAGAACUAAAUGGUGCAAAUGAAUCGACCGAAGCGGAGGAAUCAAAAAUCAAGGACAUACAAAAUUGUUGGUCAGCAACUAGUAAUCGACUUGAAGAGAUAAAGAGUCGUAUAGAACAUCUGGAAGAAAUAAAAAGAUUCAAAACAGAAUUGGCCAGUUUAAAUUUGAUGUUGGACAGUUACACCAAAUGGUUCGAUUUGAACAAAGGAAACAAUCAGAUUGAGCCGUUCAGGGUGAAGAUGAAGUCAAUGAAGUCUCACGAGGAACGAAUAAAGAAGUUGUUAGAGAAAGCCAAAGAGUUAUCAGAAUAUCAAACCGGUACCAAUGAAAAUGUUAAUCUAAACACAGACGUGCAAGCAUUUGUUUCUAGCUGGGAAAAAUUGUAUAAAAUGUUGUCUGAAAGGUUGGCUGAAUUAAAUGAUGCCGUUGAUAAAACACCGCCAAAGAAAUAUACAGAUGCAGUUGCCAAUCUUACUUCAUUUAUCAAUAAUGUAGAAAGUACAUUACUGUCAGAACAUAUAGUUAUGUCGGACGAUAAGACAAUGGCAGAGCAGCUGAAAAAGUUUAGUGAUUUACAAGAUUCACUGAAAGAACAUCAGGAGGUUUUUGACUAUGUAAAUAGCGUUGGUCAUGAGUUAAUAAUGAAAACUAAUGGAGACUCUCAGGGACAAAGACUCAAAGAAACGCUGCAAGAUCUCAAUACCAAGUGGAGUGAUAUACCCAUAAUAUUGGAAGAACGUCAACAGAAUUUAUUGAAAGAUAUACAGUCCUUGAAAACAUUUAACGAUGAACUUUCUGACCUUGAAAGUUGGUUGGAAAAAUCUUACCACUAUUUAGAAGAAUUGUCAAAAGAUAAUGUAACGAAUGAUGUUGAAACUACGGAGCUUAAAUUAAAGCAAGUUCAAUCGUUCUGCGAAGAUAUAAACCGAACAAAACCGAGGAUAGAACAACUUCAAACGUGCACGAAUAAGUUACUUGAAAAUUCUGAGCCGAAAUUUGCAAACGUGUUAAAUAAUAAAUUGGAAGUUGUGUCGCAUAAAUGGAAUGCUAUUGUCGAUGGUGCUAAAAGUUUAAAUGAUAAGUAUGAGGAUGCAUUAAAGAAAAAUGAUGAGAUCAUCAAUGGAAUAGAAGAUUUCACAAAAUGGUUAUCAUCUCUGGAAAAGGAAAUACCAACUGAAACAAAAAUAACAUCUUCAGUCGAACUAUUUCAAGUUCGUGGACGAUAUCAGUCGUUAAAAGAAAAGAUUGAUAAACGAGUCGAAGAGUUCAGAAAUCUUAAUGAAAUGGGCAACGACAAACUGUUAAGUUCAGAAGGAUCCUCAGUGCAAGAACUUGGUAGACGUUUUACGUUCUUAAAUGCUCGAUGGACCGAUGUUACCGAUCGCAUUUAUGAAAGAUACAGACAUCUACAAAAUGCUAGUCAUGAGUAUGGUGAAUUUCGUGCGUUAGUUGCACAGGAAAGUGACUGGUUAGAUAAGCUGGAUAAAAGAUUGAAGAGAUCGACAGAAAGUGCUGCAGACGCUGAAGAAAUAUCAGAAGAACUAGAUGAUUUAGAGAACUAUAUACGAAAUCAUCCAGAAUUAAGGCUUGAAAAAAUUCAAGAAAUUGGAAAGCAAUUGAUCGAAAGCAAUAUUAUGACACAAUCUAUUCAAGCAGAUGUAGAGAACUUGACAAGUCGAUGGGAAACUUUAAAUAAUCAGGCAGGGCAGCGAGCAAAGCUGCUGGAAGGAUCAGUGAAGCAAGCACAACAAUUAGAAGGAUGCAUUCUUGCCCUUCAGCACUCCUUAACACAAAUAGAUUCUGUACUAACAGCACGUCUUGACUGCGAUCUUACUGCUGACGAUUUGCCUCAUGAUUAUCAGAAAUUAAUGGAAGAAAUGGAACAUCAACGUUCUACUCUUCAAGAAAUGGCAUUACAAAUUGAAUCUUAUAAAGCUUCUGGAAAACAAGAAGCUGCACUUAGGUUGCAGGAGCAGCUAACUCUAAUCGAACAAAAGUUUUCUGAGGUUCAAAAGAAAUUCCAACGUUUCCGUUGUCCAACGAAUUUAGAACCAAGGUUGUCUAGAGCUUUAAGGGAACUUAGAGGAAUAGAAGAAGCAACAUGUUUGCUAGAAUUGUCUUCAGAAGAUCCAGAAGCCAUUGAAGGACAACUCAAGCAUUGUCUGCGAUUUUACCAAACACUGAGCGAGAUCAAGGGUGAGAUAGAAAAUAUUAUAUUAACUGGUAGAAAAUUAGUCGAAGAGAAAAGUGUCGUUGAACCAGAGAAAUUUUCAAAACGAAUUGACAUGCUAAAGGAGUUGUACAAUAAGCUGGGAUUGCACAUAACCGAAUCAAAAUCAUCUUUGGAAUCCGCUUUGGAUUUGUCCCGCGAUAUGUACAAAAACAUGUCCUAUAUUAAUAUGUCUAUAGAUAGUAUUAAUAAAGAAUUAGAUACACAAAAGAAUAUGCCUGAUUUACCAGUUAAUGCGAUAUAUGUACGAGAAACUUUAACCGAAGUAAUACCAAGGCUAAACGUUGUAAAAGACAAGUUAUUGAACUCUCAAGAAGAAUUUUCCAAACUUUGCGAUCCUAUGUACCUAGAGCAACUUAAAGAAAAACUGUCAGAUGUCGUUACUAGAUUAGCAAGCACAGAAAAAAGAUUAAGACUUUGUAGUUCUUCAGAGGAGGAACCAAAUGUCGAUGAAAUAAAUGCAUGGCUUCUACAAGUGGAAGAAAAACUCGAUAAGUUAGAUGGUGUACCAGUUGAUCAACUAACGGAGAAUCAUUUUGAGCAAUGCAAGGCUGUUCAGAGUGAAAUGAUUGAAGCAAAACCAAAGGUCAACCAAUUGCAACGCUACACAUACUACCCUAAGGUUGCAGCUGUCUGCAAUAAGUGGGAAGUUGUAUCCAGUAGAAUACAAGAAUGGAUCCACAAAAUCACAGACAGUUUAUUAAUAAAAAGUAAGGUGGGUGAAACAAAGGGGAGAGACAAUUAUGGACGCGCUAAAUUGUCUAAACAGCCGGAACAAACUUCGGUGCAACUAGUUAAGAAAGAGAAUAAGUUGAUAGACGAGAAUGAGGAGAUAUACGGCAUAGGAUAUCUUAAUCCUGCGUUUGAUGAAAGUCAGUGUAAUGUUACAAACACACCAGACAGUUCGCCAAUCAAUAUUGUCCAUCGAAGCCGGAAAUCUUCCAUAAAGUCUGAAAAAGUAAAAGCUAAAAUCGUAGACGUUAGUAAAACCGUUAGACGGAAAUUAGACAUGAGUUCUGUACCUGAUGUUGUUCAAACUUCUCAGCCACAAAUCGUUCAUAUCGACGAUGAUCCACCUUCUUCGUCUCCUGAUUCAGAUGCAUACGUGGCGGACGAAGAAUUCUUUCUGUCAAAAAAUAGCACUUUAUUUUCUCAAGUUUCUUCAAACACAUUGGUUACCACAGAUUCAAAGCCAUUCAAUAUGUAUCACACCCAAACAAAUCCCUUCCGUAUAGUAGAAGUGAAAGAAAUGGAAAUAGUAAAGUCAGUCGCAUCCCCCGAGGAUCACGUAAUACUGCCAAGUGCCAAUGUCAGUGUAGGAUUAAUGCCACAAGUUGUCGAGAGAGUAGAAAUUGUUGAGGAUACAGAAACGGAACCAGAAUCAGUGGAUACUGAUACGGAAGAUAAAGAAACUAGGGGAAAAAUUUGUGGUACAAGUGGUAGUGGAAAUCAGAUUACCAAAAAGAGAGAACUUGUACCGAUUUUAAAGAAGAAAAGAGCAAUAGAUCCGUAUGCUUCGAAAAAUAUUAAGAAAUUAACUCUUAAAUUAGAUGUUGAGAAUGUGCAGACAGAGCGUAAAAUUUCAAUCAGUAAAUCAUUGAAAGUCGAAGAAAAAGUUACACGAACUCACGAGACCGUCUCAACGAAUUCACAACAAUUAUGCAAAGUAAAUAAAACCGAAACAAUUGAAAAAACUUGUGCAUUGAAAGAUAAAGACAGCAUUGCCGAAUAUCUUAUAUUAGAUGAUAACGAAACACGUUCAAAAUUGAAUACAAAGACUAAUAUUUCUCUUUCGCCAUCAGUAAGUGAUGCGAAAAGAAGAAAAAUGUAUAGUAAAGAUAAGGAGAUAACGCCUGUGAAAAGUACUGAUUUCCCUAAAUCGCAUAACGAGAAUCAAAAUUUCGAUUCGGAGAGAAGCAUAAAAUCUUUGAUGUUCAGACGUGCCAGAAGUAUAUCGAAAGACGAUACAUUAGAAGAUUGUGAAAGCUUUUACGGAAGCGACAAAGAAACCGACGAUAUUUUAAUUUUUUCUGAUGACACAGAAAUUGAUGUUGGAAGUUCCAGUUCAGAAGGCGAAGAUCCAAAUUUAGGAGAACAUGUUGAGCACCUCUUGGGCAAGCUACAGGCAGAAAAAUUAGCGCAGGAAAUGCAGCAACGUAAAGUAGAUGCAAAGGUUUCUGGUGAUAAGAGAGGUUUUAAGGGUUCAACGAGUUUGUCCAGGACAGGUUUAGAGAAAAAUAUUUUGGAAUUUGAACAAGCUGCUCAACUGAUGUUACACAGAAUGGAUGUUAUGUUAAUGAGCAUCGGUAGCAUUAGUAAUGAGAAAGAUCCUUCUAAGCGUUUGGAGGUACUAAAGAGUGAAGUUAGUACACUUGCACCAGAUGCAGCAGCGUUAAUCAGUAAAGGCGAUGGUCUAGUCAUGACAGUGCACAUAACUGAUCCUAUUAGAGCUGAAAAGAUAAAAAAUGAACACCAAGAUAAAUUAAGGAGUAAAUGGCAUCAAGUUAUGUCUGAGAUCGAAACAAGACGUAUACAAGCACAACGAGCGGAAGAAAUAUUGCGACAGUACAAUAACAUAAUUGCGGAAUUUGAGGAUUGGUUUAGAGACGUACCACUGAAGCUUGAACAAGUGAACAAUUAUGAAGGACAGUUAGAAUCGUUUACCGUGGAAUUUGAUGCUAAACAAGAACAAAUUCACAAACUGAACGAUAUGGCUGUUGAAUUGAAACGAUUAAAUGUUGGAUAUUCUGAAACUAUACGUUACAGCAUUAAUAGCAGGUGGCAGGAAGUUAGUUCACAAUUUAAAAGAUUCAGCGGUAGUAAGGAUAAGGAUAAACAUGUAACCGAUAAAAAAGUUGAGGUGGACAUGGGAGGAGUUGAUAUGCAAGAAUUCACCACGAAAGUUAAUAAGAUCAGAGAAGCUGUCGUGACUGUGACAAGAUCUCUCAAUUCAGUACCUUUAAAUGGCGAUGAUUAUGAAAUGUUUUCCAGCCAAGAGGAGUGUCUCAAAAAAAUCAGUAACGCGUUGAACAUUCUCAAACCGAGUAUCGAAGAGAUUAAUUCUGUUUUCGAAAAUGUUGCAUCGCAGUUAAGAAGGGAACAAGCCGAACAAAUUAGACGUUUGAGUGAUAAAUUACGAGAUGAAUGGAUAAAUGUCAAUCAGAGUUACGUAGAAAGAUAUAAUCGUUGGAAUAAAUGUCAUGAGAAAUGGAAAGAUGUUAGCAAUACCUGUCGGACAUUUUCUGAUUGGCUUGAUAAAACAGAAGAGUCACUGAAAAGAUUAAACUCCUUUGGUCAUUCGAAAGUAUCGAAAACAAAAAUAUUUGAAUUAGAACAAGAGAUCUCCAGGAUGCAAAGAACGAUGAAUAAUAUCAAUAUUUCAAGUGCAAGUAUUUUCACUCGUGCUAAGCCAGAAGAUAUGGUCGAUUUGAAAGAAAUCGUAGAAAGCAUAAAACGUCGCUGGCAAAAUAUUAUAACCGAUUUAAAUACACGGAAAGAGAGGAGCUUUGCUAUGGAGAAAAAAGUGAACAAUGAAAGCAGAAUUUUAGAAAGUGCUUAUAACAUUUUGGAACAAAUAAAUUCUUUACUGGUAUCUGCAGCAAAUCCCUCAGAUGAGACCUCGUUGUCAAUAAGACUGUCAUUAAUUAAAGCAAGACAGGAAGAACUCUCUUCUCGUAAAAGGGCAUUGCAAAAUUUGAUAAAUCAAAAUGGUAUUCCACCGACAGAAGAUGAAUGCAACAAAUUACUUGUUGACAUGGAUAAGUCUAAUACAAGCCUUUCUAACCAUCGAGAAUACGUGGAAAAUAAACUUACAUCCCUUAAAAAAUAUAUUUGCACGCUGGAUACUGUUAUGGCAUGGGUCAUGGAAACUCGAACAAGAAUUAAUAUAUCCCGUGACUUACCACAGCAAGAACGGGCCGAAAUUAUGAACAAUAUUACGACUAAAGUUGAGGAUCGUGAAAUGGAAGUAAAAGAUGUUCUGGAAAAUUACACCAACUUGGAAAAGGAGUGCGAGUCUGCGAAGCAACCUAUCUCUGUAGAAUUACAAGAGAAAUUGAAGAAGCUGAGGGAAGACUGGCAGUUUGUGAAAAACAGCGGAGAGUCGUCGAGUUAUGAAGCCAAAUCUGCACCACCUGCGACACGGGGUGUUGAGGUCGAAAAGAGUGCAGGAGCUGCACCGGGGGCAUCGGGUGCAACUGCAGGGGGCCCUCGGGGGUUGACACCGUCCCCUGCCCCCUCAACACCCUCAACCCCCGCAACUACUACUAGCCCUUCAGUUUGCACAUCUUCACCUUCAUCUUCACCAUCCCCUUCAUCGUCACCCUCAGCUCUCGUAGCUGGUUUUGACAAAUCGGUGCUACAGAUACGCGAUUGGCUCACAGUCGAAGAAGAGAUGCUGCGAAAACAAGCGGUGGUCGUCGGCGAUGUCGGCGAAAUCAUGGAGGCGCUUGAUAAACAAAUGGAUGUCCUACGAGAGCUGGGACAGAAAAAGCCGCAGUUGGACGAGUUGGUCCACACAGCGGAAGCGCUUCGAGCGGAUACGAACAGACAGCAGGUGCACGGCAAAGUUACGAAGCUGAGGGAACACUGGGACGAGAUGAACUCGAAAAUGAUGCAAAGGAAGACGGAGUUGGACGCGAUGCUCGGCGACAGCCAGAGAUACGAGGCGAAGAGGAACGAGGUGGAGGUAUGGCUGGCGCGAAUGGAAACCCGGCUGGAGAAAAUGCGGGCCGUGGGCCACACAGCCGACGUUCUCGAGGCUCAGCUCCGGGAACAAAAGUCAUUCCACGCCGAGCUGCACCAGUACAAGCACCAAAUUGAGCUGUUCAAUCAACUCACGCAGAAAUUGAUCGCUGUUUACCAGGAGGAUGACACAACGCGUGUGAAGAAAAUGACUGAGACUAUUAAUCAGCGAUACAACAAUCUGAACACCAGUAUCAUCAAUCGAGGAAAGCUGUUGCACUCUGCAAUGAACUCCCUCCACAACUUCGACCGGUCCUUGGACAAGUUCUUGGCUUGGUUGAGCGAAGCUGAGUCCUCGAUGGAGGGAUUGGAAGCGGAAGCUGAUCGACUAGGUGGACGACGGGACCAGGGUGCUCUCAGACGACCGCAACAUCAGCUUAAGGUACGUAGACCAGGAUUCAUCCCCCUUUUACCAGCUAAGAUACCGGAUCUCCAAUCAGAGAUCGAAACGCAUCGAGACGUUUAUGCGUCCCUGAAUGGUACAGGCCGAAAGCUGUUAAGCUCUUUAGCCAGUCAGGAUGACGCUGUUAUGCUACAACGACGACUGGACGAGAUGAACCAGAGAUGGCAUCACUUGAAAGCGAAGAGUAUGGCGAUAAGAAAUCGACUGGAAAGCAAUACGGAACAUUGGAAUGCCCUGUUACUAUCAUUGAGAGAACUUAUCGAAUGGGUGAUAAGAAAAGACACCGAGCUGACGGGUUUGGGACCUGUCUGCGGGGAUGUGGCUGCGCUGCAGAAACAACAGGAUGAUCAUCGUGGAUUCAGGAGACAGCUCGAGGAUAAAAGACCGAUCGUUGAAAACAAUUUACUGAGUGGUCGCCAAUACAUCGCCAACGAGCCGCCAUUGUCUGAUACGUCGGAUUCUGAAGCAGGGAGAGAGUUGGACGGCGAUUCGAGAGGGUACAGAAGCGCAGAGGAGCAAGCACGCGAGUUAACGCGCAGCAUUCGCCGGGAAGUGAACAAACUUUCGGAGCAGUGGAACGCCCUAAUCGAACGUAGCGAUGCGUGGAAGCGGAAACUCGACGACACCGCUAACAAAAUAUGUGUCUUCCAAAAGUCGCUGGAGGAUUUGUCGUCGCGAAUGGCCGCCGCCGAGGCGAUCCAAAGCGGCUGGCAGAAUCCGAACGACGCCAACGAGGCGACGGAAUUGCUGGAGCAAUUGCAGAAAUUUGGCGAACGACUGGUGCCCAUACAGAGGAACAUCGAGGACGCAAACGAUCAGGCGAGCGUCUUCGCCUCGAGCAGCGUCAUCGUUUCUCAUGCUUUGCUGGCGAAACUCGAAGAUCUCAACACCAGGUGGAAGGUGCUGCAAGUGGCGGUUGACGAGCGUUACAAGUUGCUAAGCGGAUUUGGAAAGGAUGGCAGCACUCCGGGUAGCCAGGCUUUCCUCGCGAGCAGCGUGGAACCACCAUGGGAAAGAGCCCUCACACCCGCCAAAGUGCCUUACUAUAUCAACCAUCAAUCGGAGACCACCCAUUGGGAUCAUCCGAAAAUGAUAGAGCUGAUGUCUUCUCUGGCGGACCUGAACGAAGUACGAUUUUCGGCAUAUAGAACUGCGAUGAAACUGCGCACGGUUCAAAAGCGUUUAUGCUUGGAUCUGUUGAGUCUUUCCACCGCAUUGGAGCAGUUCGAUUCGCACGGGUUACGAGCGCAAAACGACAAGCUGAUCGACAUUCCCGACAUGGUGACAGUGCUGACGUCUCUGUACGAAGUGAUAACGGCUGACAAUCCAACACAGGUGUCUGUGCCGUUGUGCAUCGAUUUGGCCAUCAAUUGGCUCCUCAAUGUAUACGAUAGGGUCAUUGGCGUAACUAGGUGGGAACUGGGGAGGGACAAGACACCUCUAAAAUUUAGUCAACGAACCGGCCAGAUUCGAGUGCUUUCAUUCAAAGUCGGUUUGGUCCUGUUGUGUAAGGGUCACUUGGAAGAAAAAUAUCGAUAUCUUUUCCGACUGAUCGCUGAUCCGAACAGACUGGUAGAUCAACGGAAACUGGGUUUGUUAUUGCACGACUGCAUCCAAGUGCCGAGACAGCUGGGUGAAGUGGCGGCUUUCGGUGGAUCGAACAUCGAGCCAAGCGUUCGCAGCUGCUUCGAAAAGGCUGGAAAGGACAAGAAUGAGAUAGAGGCGGUACACUUUUUGAGCUGGUUACAACAAGAGCCUCAAAGCAUGGUCUGGCUGCCUGUGCUUCAUCGACUCUCCGCGGCGGAGAGCGCCAAGCAUCAAGCGAAGUGUAACAUAUGCAAGGAAUAUCCUAUCACUGGAUUCAGGUAUCGUUGCCUGAAAUGCUUCAAUUUCGACAUGUGUCAGAACUGCUUCUUCUCUGGACGUAAGGCGAAGAAUCAUAAGUUGACACAUCCCAUGCAAGAAUACUGCACAGCGACCACAUCUGGAGAGGACGUGCGCGACUUUACCCGAGCGCUCCGAAACAAAUUUAAGUCCAAAAGAUACUUCAAGAAACAUCCAAGAGUCGGUUAUCUGCCCGUGCAAACCGUUUUGGAAGGGGAUGCCCUGGAGUCCCCUGCUCCGUCUCCUCAACACAGUUCUCUCAGCCAGGAUAUGCACUCCCGAUUGGAAAUGUACGCUUCCCGUUUAGCGGAAGUCGAGUUGUCUCGCACGAGAAGCAACUCAACGCCGGACAGCGACGACGAGCAUCAGCUGAUAGCGCAUUAUUGUCAAAGUUUGAAUGGGGGCGACAACGUGAACGUGCCCAGAAGCCCCGUGCAGGUGAUGGCAGCGAUCGACGCGGAGCAAAGAGAAGAACUCGAGGCUAUGAUACGCGAACUCGAAGAGGAGAAUGCAACGCUACAAGCGGAAUACGAACGAUUGCGCUCGAAACAGACGCCUGGUUCGACGCCGGAAGAUGGCCAUGGGAACAGACAACCCGACUGCGACAUGAUUGCCGAAGCGAAAUUGUUGAGACAACAUAAGGGCAGAUUGGAGGCGCGCAUGCAGAUAUUGGAGGACCAUAAUCGUCAGCUGGAGGCGCAGCUGCAGAGACUCAGACAACUUUUGGACGAGCCAAACGCUUCGUCACCAUCGAAAACCGGAACGCUGCAAACUCGAAGCGUGACAGCAUCUCAACUAGCGACGGACUCUCCUGCGAAGAUGAACGGACAUUAUCAUGAUUCUCCGGGUGGUGGAGGUUCGAACGAGGGAAGAGUGAGCAGUUUAGAGAGGCCACCACCGCCACCGCACUCUCACAGCGUUGCCCACAACGUGGGUAAUCUCUUGCACAUGGCAGGAGACUUAGGAAAAGCUGUCGGUGAACUGGUGACGGUGAUGACCAGCGAGGACUCGUCUAAGAGCAACGGACAGAGGGCGCCACCGCCGGCUUUCAAAUAACCAUCAUCAUUAUCAAAACUGGAAGACAGGUUUCUUUAUUCCAACGAUACCAACGACCGAAGAGAAAUCGAUUGGGAAUUUUAAUCUACGAACAUUAAUCUUUAUAAUCAAUGACCAAUAAGAAGUCUGGCUCUAACGCAUAUCAGGAGAGAUGGUAUAUCGCGCAAAUGCAGGGUCAGGGGUGUCGUCACAGUGGUUUUGGGUAUUUUAUAAGUUUUGAUAUACACCGUUGUAUAGCUAAAUUAUUAUUGAAUAAGACGAUUAUGGUUUUGGCUUUGGCGGCCCCCUGAGAGUAACUUUACUACAUAUUGACACGUCAUAUCAUUUCGGUAACCUAAUCGUACAUGAAGAUGAGGAUGAGACAUUAUACGGAAAGAAUCGGUUGUUAUGCGCUUGCUAGUUGAAAACUUAUACGAAAAACGGGGGGUGAACGAUGAAGAGGGAUAUAAUAAGAAAAUUACGCGAAAGGAAAUAUCAUUAACAAUGCAUGCAAAAGCAAUGUAUCAAAUCACGUACUCUAUUAUAGAUCGUAGGUUAUAUUUACAUACCCAUUCUGUUCACUGCCACGGGCUCUUCCUCAACAUUAUAACAUACACGAUGUACAUGUUAUGUGAUUCUAGAAGACACGUGAAAGAGAAACGAAGGUGAUUAAAUGGGGAGAGAUUGAACGAAUAAAACGGAAUGUACGAAAGGAAGAUAUUCAUGAAUAAAAAAAAAAUGAUAGAUGAUAUCCUUUUCGGUAUAUGUCCGAAAUUAUCGCGUCGUACACCGAACACAAUCGUACACACGUACAUACAUGCAUAUCAUUAUACGUUAUUAUACAUACACACGGUUACGUGAGAAUACACACACGUACACAUACGUACACAAGAGACGUCACACAUUAUCCACGAACACGCGCUGACGACAUUUUUGUAAUCGAUAAUAAAAGCAAAGCAAAGCAAUGUGCAUUAUUGACUUUCAAAUUUAUUUUUUAAUCCGGUUACGAUCGUUUUUUCAUAUUUUUUAAUGGAUUUUAGAUGGCAAUGUCUAUUAUUUAAGCCUGCCGGAUGUUACUUAUAUUUAAGAGUAUAUCGAUAAGUAUCUAAUUUACAAGCUGUAGGCUGUAUUCUGAUAUGUAAUAAAGUUGUCUAGAAAAUAA
Molecule: messenger RNA, 14278 nt
Organism: Megachile rotundata (alfalfa leafcutting bee)
Lineage: Eukaryota; Metazoa; Arthropoda; Insecta; Hymenoptera; Megachilidae
Product: dystrophin
Biological process (GO): synaptic signaling
Cellular component (GO): plasma membrane
Molecular function (GO): zinc ion binding; protein binding
Source: RefSeq, a predicted model, not a curated record